Messenger RNA from Jaculus jaculus (lesser Egyptian jerboa), 5072 nucleotides. It is a transcript of the gene Ocrl, whose product is annotated as OCRL inositol polyphosphate-5-phosphatase. Gene Ontology annotation, cellular component: membrane; cytoplasm. The record is from RefSeq and is a predicted model, not a curated record. Gene Ontology annotation, biological process: phosphatidylinositol dephosphorylation; signal transduction. Lineage: Eukaryota; Metazoa; Chordata; Mammalia; Rodentia; Dipodidae. Gene Ontology annotation, molecular function: phosphatidylinositol-4,5-bisphosphate 5-phosphatase activity; inositol phosphate phosphatase activity. The transcript has 24 exons. The coding region runs from base 149 to 2848 and encodes 899 amino acids.
CCGGCUCCCAGGCUCCCGGCUCCCGGCUCCCGGCGCCGAGCCCCUCUGCUCCACGCUCAGCCCAGGCGGGUGGGUGUCAGGACGCCCGAAGCAGUGUCGUGGGCUCCGCUCCCGAUCUGCAGCCCGGCGGAGCCUGGAGGCCGCUUGGAUGGAGCCGCCGCUCCCGGCCGGAGCUCAGCCUCUUGCUAUUGUGGAGGGGUUGGAGAUGAAGGGUCCUCUCCGGGAGCCCUGCGCCCUGACCCUAGCCCAGAGAAACGGACAAUAUGAGUUAAUAAUCCAGUUGCAUGGAAAGGAACACCCUGUUCAGGAUGUCAUUCCUAUAAAUAGUCACUUCAGAUGUGUUCAAGAAGCAGAAGAAACUCUAUUGAUUGACAUUGCUUCAAACAAUGGCUGCAAAAUUCGGGUUCAAGGAGACUGGACCAGAGAACGCCGCUUUGAAAUUCCUGAUGAGGAACACUGUUUAAAGUUCCUCUCAGAAGUCCUUGCUGCUCAGGAAGCUCAGACACAAUUUCUUGUUCCAGAGCAAAAAGACUCAUCCAACUGGUACCAGAAAUUAGACACUAAGGAAAAGCCUUAUUCAGGGCUUCUGGGAUUUGAGGAUAAUUUUUCAUCUAUGAAUUUGGACAAGAAAAUGAAUUCACAAAAUCACCCCACAGGGAUCCUUCGGGAGCCUCCACCCCCGCCUUCAUCAGUGAAUAGAAUGCUCCCACGUGAGAAAGAAGCUUCAAACAAGGAACAGCCUAAAGUGACCAACACCAUGCGGAAGCUCUUUGUACCAAACUCCCAGUCUGUGAAAAGAGAGGGUAUCAUCAAGCAUAUCCUGGCAAAGCGAGAGAAAGAAUAUGUCAACAUUCAGUCUUUCAGAUUUUUUGUUGGAACUUGGAACGUGAAUGGCCAAUCCCCAGAUAGUGGAUUAGAACCUUGGCUGAAUUGUGAUACAAAUCCUCCUGACAUCUACUGCAUUGGAUUCCAAGAGCUAGACUUGAGCACAGAAGCCUUUUUCUACUUUGAAUCUGUGAAAGAACAAGAAUGGUCAAUGGCUGUGGAGCGGGGUUUGCCUUCUAAAGCCAAGUAUAAAAAAGUUCAACUAGUCCGCCUGGUUGGGAUGAUGCUUCUUAUAUUUGUCAGAAAAGAUCAGUGUCGUUAUAUUCGUGAUGUUGCUACAGAAACAGUUGGAACUGGGAUUAUGGGGAAAAUGGGGAACAAAGGUGGGGUAGCCGUGAGAUUUGUAUUUCAUAACACUACUUUCUGCAUUGUCAAUUCCCACUUGGCUGCCCAUGUGGAAGAGUUUGAAAGGAGAAAUCAAGAUUAUAAGGACAUCUGUGCAAGAAUGAGUUUUGUGGUCCCCAAUCAGACAAUCCCACAACUGAACAUCAUGAAACAUGACGUUGUCAUUUGGUUGGGAGACUUGAACUAUAGACUAUGCAUGCCUGAUGCCAAUGAAGUGAAAAGUCUUAUUAUUAAGAAUGACCUUCAGAAACUCUUAAAAUUUGACCAGUUAAACAUCCAACGUACACAAAAAAAAGCUUUUGUUGACUUCAAUGAAGGGGAAAUCAAGUUUAUUCCCACUUAUAAGUAUGACUCUAAAACUGACCGAUGGGAUUCCAGUGGAAAAUGCCGGGUUCCAGCCUGGUGUGACCGAAUUCUUUGGAGAGGAACAAAUAUUAAUCAGCUUCAUUACCGGAGUCACAUGGAGCUGAAAACCAGUGAUCACAAGCCUGUUAGCGCCCUCUUCCAUAUUGGGGUAAAGGUUGUGGAUGAACGAAGGUAUCGGAAAGUCUUUGAAGAUAUUGUACGCAUUAUGGACAGAAUGGAAAAUGAUUUCCUUCCUUCUUUAGCACUCAGUAGGAGGGAGUUUGUGUUUGAGAAUGUGAAGUUUCGGCAGCUGCAAAAGGAGAAGUUCAAGAUCAGCAACAAUGGACAGGUUCCCUGCCAUUUUUCUUUCAUCCCUAAACUUAAUGACAGCCAAUACUGCAAGCCAUGGCUUCGAGCUGAACCUUUUGAGGGCUUCUUGGAGCCAAAUGAAACAGUGGACAUUUCUCUUGAUGUGUAUGUCAGCAAGGAUUCUGUGACCAUACUGAACUCAGGGGAAGAUAAGAUUGAAGAUAUUCUUGUCCUUCAUCUGGAUCGAGGCAAAGAUUACUUCUUGACCAUCAGUGGGAAUUACCUCCCAAGUUGCUUUGGUACCUCCUUAGAGGCUCUGUGCAGAAUGAAAAGACCAAUCCGAGAAGUCCCUGUCACCAAACUCAUAGACUUGGAAGAAGACAGCUUCCUAGAAAAGGAGAAAUCCCUUCUGCAGAUGGUUCCCUUAGAUGAAGGUACAACUGAGAGACCUCUUCGCGUCCCCAAGGAAAUCUGGCUUCUAGUAGACCAUUUAUUCAGACAUGCCUGUCACCAGGAGGACCUGUUCCAAACCCCCGGAAUGCAAGAUGAGUUACAGCAGAUCAUUGAUUGUCUGGAUACCAGUAUUCCUGAGACAAUCCCUGGCAGUAACCACUCUGUGGCAGAAGCACUGCUCAUUUUCCUGGAAGCCCUUCCAGAACCAGUCAUCUGUUACGAGCUGUAUCAGCGAUGUCUUGACUCUGCUCAUGAUCCUGGCAUCUGCCAGCAGGUAAUUUCCCAGCUCCCAAGAUGCCAUAGAAAUGUUUUCCGUUAUUUGAUGUCGUUCCUUCGAGAACUCUUAAAAUUCUCUGACUACAACAAUGUCAGCGCCAACAUGAUCGCUACCCUCUUCACUAGCCUUCUCCUAAGGCCUCCACCCAACCUCAUGGCAAGACAGACUUCAAACGACCGCCAGCGUGCCAGCCAGUUUCUUCUGGGCUUUCUGCUUGGGAACGAGGAAGACUAAGUCUUGUCCUAUCUAAGAUUCUAAAGGAGGAAGAUUUUGGGCUCCAAGUAGUUCUUUGGAAAAGUUACAAUAUAGGAAGGGUCUAUUGCAGAAUGUCCAGUUCUGUGGCGAAAGAGUUUCCUGAUCCAUCCUUCACCAUAUCCUACACAGCAAAAUACUUUUAGACAGAUAUUGCCAAGCCAAAGUUCCCAUCUUUUGGUGUCUUUGUGUUUUCUCUUUAGAAGGCAAAGUGGUCUGUAUCGACAGUCCUUUACCUAGGGAUGUGUUUUGUGCCCUGCUUCCCAAUUGUCAUGAUUGUCCUUAUACCCUGGACCUAGGUUCUGAGAUAUUUCCAUCCUAGGCCUACAAGCACUACUUGCUAUAGCUUAGACCUGUCUGGGGUCCUUUGUAUAAUGCACUUUGGAUCCACCCAGUCCACAUAUCACUUAUUUGCACUCCCCUCCACUCAUUCUAUCACUUUGAAGGAAGCCUGAGUAAAAGUAGUAACUCUUUUGGGUGUCUUCAACAGUGAACUCACUUUAUAUGUGUGAUUGUUACAUGCAUCUGUGCAUUUCUACUACAAUGAUGUCUAUGUGUCACUGUAACGUUGACCUUCUUGUGGAUCCACACUGGGUGGAAGCGUAUUCUCUUGUCUCAGAUCAUGUCAAGUAACAAUUUUAGGAACUACAGAGAUGGCAGAUGGCAUCCCACUGAUGUGAGAGAAUCACAGUUGAAAGGGAAGCCCUGGGAGUAUCUCAGGAGUGAGGAUCUUCAUGCUUGACGGAUCCUGCUUCCUCCUCUCCUUUUCCUAUCAAUAUCUACAUUUGACAGGAGGAUCAGUCGUGACUGUGAGGGGGCCCAUCUCCCACUAGAGAUCCACUUUGAGAGCCACACUUGCACCAUUGUCAAAAGGGAGUCUGUGCACCUCAAGGGAGCCCCCAUGGAGCUGUUGCUCCUCCCCUAGGGAGGGUCUUGAGAGUAAGGGUCAGAAGUUGCUCCUUCUCUCAGCAAAUCCACCUCUGGGCUCCACAUCUGGCAUCUUUGAGUAGAGGAUUUAGAGACUUCCCUUGGCUCCUAGUCACUACAUCCUGUGCUGUGUAAGAGAGACUGGCCAAUAGGCCCAGCCACACAUAUUACCUCUCCCACCUGAAACAACCCUCUGAACUGUUCAAUCAAGCUUUGUGGGACAGACUUUUUAAAUUAACCUUGACUGAUAAGCAAGCCACCAGCUACUGACUGUAAAACUGCCUGAUAAUAUUGGCUUGCUCCUGGUUUUCUUUCAUUGAAACCACCCCAAGUUGACUCACUCUUGUCUAUUAAUAUUGGAUGCAAGGAGUUUGUACAGGUACCAAAUACAGUCUUGGCCACUGAUAUUCCAUGGCUCUCCUAGCACAUCCAAGGAGAGGGCCGGCGGAACUACCCAUCUACCACUGAAUGGUUCUCCAGUUUCCCCAUCUCUUCAAAGUUGAGUUCUUUGGAGAACAAAAGGUAUGUAUCCUGAGAUGUACUGGUUUAAGUUAAGGAAAUAGGAGUCAAAUUCUUGGUUGCCAUAUUACCGAAGAUCCAAUAGGUCAGGAGCUGAGUGGUGAACUUGAUUAAUGGAAGUCAUAGAACAGAAGAGUGUUGUCAUAUCCAGUAGGCCAGAAAAUGAUCACAGAAAGGGCUCUGUGCAGCAUGCAUGCAGCGUCCUUCCUUUCUUGUCAGGUCAAAGCACCAAGUUGGUUUACUGCCUUGACCUUUUUUUCCAGCUCAAUCUGAGAUGGAGGUGUGUGUGUGUGUGUAUACAUAUUAUGUGUGUGUAGUAUACACACACACACACACACACAUAUACAUGCAUACAUACAUAUGGUUGAGGGUUUUAGACAAUCUCUAGGGAGGGGAGACAAGACAUAGAUCAGGCGUACAAAAUCUACUUCCCUACCUUACCUAUCCUAGCACCUCAACCUGUAAUUCCUAAUUUCUCCAAGGUACUAUUUAAUACUUCCUCAGAAUUAAGGGUUUUAGAUCGAACUGAUAGGGAAGGACACUGCACCUGGUGUUUUAAGGAAAAAAUGGUUCGAAUCUAUGGGGUGACAUUGCAUUAGUCCCCCUUUCACUGUUUUCAUAUUCUUAAUUUGUAAUUCUUUGUCAUAUUUCCCAAAAAUGUCUUGUUCACUAAGCAAAGCUGCUAGUGGGAUUCUGUAUUUUGUGUCAUCUUUUUUAUUAUAAUUUAUUGCAAAUUUUUUUCUGAAUAAAUAUAUGUUGU